AUGUCUGGGUGGAGGUGCCUCAUCUGUGUCAGCCUUUUUCUGACUAUUCUCCUUGAACUGACAUACCAGGGACCUCCUGGCCCCCCCUCAUCAAGCACAAAGCUGUUGAUGACGAGUUAUUCCAUGCGGUCUACUGUGGUUUCCCGCUAUGCCCACACUUUGGUCACUUCUGUCCUGUUCAAUCCACAUGCUGAGGCCCAUGAAGCCAUCUUUGACCUGGAUCUGCCUCGCCUGGCCUUUAUCUCCAAUUUUACUAUGACCAUCAACAAUAAAGUCUACAUUGCAGAAAUCAAAGAAAAGCAUCAGGCAAAGAAAAUCUAUGAGGAAGCCCAUCAGCAGGGAAAGACAGCUGCUCAUGUAGGCAUCAGGGACCGGGAAUCAGAAAAGUUCCGCAUCUCCACCAGUCUGGCAGCAGGCACAGAGGUGACUUUUUCCCUGGCCUAUGAGGAACUGCUGCAGCGGCACCAGGGCCAGUACCAGCUGGUGGUGAGCCUGAGGCCUGGCCAAUUGGUGACAAGGCUAAGUAUAGAGGUCACAGUGUCAGAAAGAACGGGCAUUGGCUAUGUUCACGUACCACCUCUGAGGACCAGCCGCCUGCGCACCAAAACCCACACAAGUGAGGCUGGCCCGCCCCCAUCCACAAGAAUUGAGAAGGGAGAGACCUGUGUGCGAGUCACCUUCUGCCCAACACUGAAGGACCAGGCUGCCUUCUCCAGCUCAGGCAUCAUGGCCGACUUUGUGGUCCAGUAUGAUGUUGUCAUGGAGGACAUCAUUGGCGAUGUGCAGAUUUACGAUGGCUAUUUUAUUCACUACUUUGCCCCCAGAGGCCUUCCACCGGUGGAGAAAAAUGUGGUGUUCGUUAUUGAUGUGAGCGGCUCCAUGUUUGGUACCAAGAUGAAGCAGACUAAAAAGGCCAUGAAUGUGAUUCUUGGUGACCUGCGGGCCAACGACUACUUCAACAUCAUCUCCUUUUCUGACACGGUUAGUGUCUGGAAAGCUGGAGGCUCCAUCCAGGCCACCAUCCAGAAUGUACACAGUGCCAAGGACUACCUGGGCCACAUGGAAGCUGAUGGUUGGACCGACAUCAACACAGCUCUGCUGGCAGCUGCUUCAGUGCUGAACCAUAGCAACCAGGAGCCUGGGAGGGGCUCCAGUGUGGGGAGGAUCCCUCUCAUCAUCUUCCUGACAGACGGGGAGCCCACCGCUGGUGUGACGACUCCCAGUGUGAUCCUCUCCAAUGUCCGUCAGGCACUGGACAACAGAGUGGCCCUUUUCAGCUUGGCCUUUGGGGAUGAUGCUGACUUCCCACUGCUACGUCGCCUGUCCCUGGAGAAUCGAGGAGCAGCCCGGCGCAUAUACGAAGACACCGAUGCAGCCCUACAGCUGCAGGGCCUCUAUGAGGAGAUCUCCAUGCCUCUGCUGGCAGAUGUGCGUCUGGACUACCUGGGCGGCUUGGUUGGGGCCUCCCCUUGGGCUCUUUUCCCCAACUACUUUGGUGGCUCAGAGCUGGUGGUGGCAGGCCUGGUGCAGCCAGGUGAGCAGGAAUUGGGCAUCCACCUGGCAGCCCGUGGCCCCAAAGGUCAGCUUCUCGUGGCCCGCCACAGUGAGGUGGCCACCAACAGCAGCCAGAAGGCCUUUGGUUGCCCAGGUGAACCAGCCCCCAAUGUAGCCCACUUCAUCCGCCGCCUCUGGGCCUAUGUCACCAUUGGAGAACUGCUGGAGGCACGCUUCCGAGCCCGUGACACCACCACUCGUCACUUGUUGGCUGCCAAAGUCCUCAACCUGUCCCUUGAAUACAACUUUGUCACACCUCUGACUUCAUUGGUCAUGGUGCAGCCCAAGGAGGCCAGUGAGAAGGCCAGAAGGCAGACUUCCACCACAACUGGGCCAGGAACCAUCAUGCCCUCUUCCACCAGCAGGCAUGGCCUAGGGGCAGGCACAGCCCGGCCAACCUUGGUGCCCAAGAUCUCUCCCAAAUCAAGGCUUGUGAACUCAAAGUUUUACUUAUCCUCAACUACUGCCUCUACAAAGAAGAUGGGCAGUUCCAGGGAUUUGGAGCCCCUGGGUCAAAGCCUUAGCUCCGUAUCCACCCCAGCACACCCAAGGCCCAAAAUUCCAGCACAACACAAUUCUGGCACCUUGGCUCAGCCAACUCUCAGGACAAAACCUGCUGCCCUUGUGCCCUCAAAUUCUGAUGCCUUUGUGCUUAUGAAGCCCAGCAUUCCACCUCACCAGAAUUCUGGGACCCUAUUACCCAUAAUUUCUGAGACACAAGUUCCACCUAUGAAUCCUGGAACCCCAUUCCAGUCCAAAGUUGGCACUAUGAAACAUGUCACUUCAUUGCAUUCCAAACCUGGUGCUCCAUCACAACGUAAACUGGAUGCCACCUCACACCCCCAGCCUAAGGUACUCACAUCACAGUCACCCAAAAAUCUGCCACGGCCCAGGCCUGGUGUCUCCACACUUCAGAUCCCCAAAUACCCACCACACACCAGACCAAAGGUUCCUGUUCCCAAGACCCUAAGCAACCUGUCAUACCCUAGACCUGGGAUCCUCUUACCCAAGACACCUAAAGUCCCAUCACCUCUUAAACCUAGUGUCCCACCUCAUCAAACUUCCCCAAGCUUAUUGCUUUCUAAACCUAGGACACCAAUCCCCAAUAAACCCAAAACCCCAUUACCCUCCAGACCUGUCAGACCCAGGCCCCCACCUCCUCAGAGCCUAAGCACAGUCCCAAGUACAAUCUCAAAUCCCACAAGCCCCAGCAGUAACACAACAACCCCUGUCCUUGGAGAACCCAUCCCUACUCCCUUUCACCCCACACUGCCCUCUCUGCUGCCCCCUGGAAGGCUCUUGCAUCAGCAUGGCCUACUGUCAGGGCCCCAAAGCACAGGGGAAAUUCUGGGACCAUCUGUGUCAGGAGUACCAACAAUGGGUCUACCCAACAGCUCCAAGCCUAUGCCAGAAGGCAGCCCCCAAAACCUGCCAGUCUUGCUGCCUUCUAGCACCCUCCCUGAGGCAGUCAGCCUGCUCAUUCUCCCUGAGGAACUGGAGCUACUGUCUGAGUCAAUGGUGGAGUCCAAGUUUGUGGAGUCCUUGAACCCACCGGCUUUCUAUACCUUCCUCACUCCUGACGAAAAUGGAAAUCCACAUUGGGAAGGCAAUUCUGAAGAGAUCCUGGGAGGACCUGGAGGCAGCAUGGAAUCUCAGGGGAGCUCUGCAGGGCUAGCCAAAGGCAUGUUACCAAGCAUCUUCACCUUCUCAUCCUCAGUGGAUGGUGACCCCCACUUUGUGGUCCACAUCCCACGUUCAGAAGAGAGAAUAUGCUUCACACUGGAUGGGCGCCCAGGGGACCUGCUACAGCUCAUAGAUGACCCAAAGGCAGGGCUGCAUGUGCAUGGACAGCUGCUUGGGGCACCACCAAGGCCAGGCCACAGGGACCAGAUCCGUACCUACUUUCAGAUCAUCACAGUCACCACAGACAAACCCCGGGCCUACACUAUCAACAUCACUCGCAAUUCCAUAUCUGUGCAAGGCGAGGGUACCUUGCUUCUGUCCUGGGACCAGCCUGCCCUGCUGAAGAGGUCCCAGCUGGAGCUCCACGUGGCUGCUGCAGCCCGCCUCACCCUCCGCCUUGGGCGCCACCUCGAGUUCCUAAUCCUCCGGCACCGCUACAGGCACCCCAACAGCCUGCAACUCCCCCAUCUGGGGUUCUAUGUGGUCAAUGGCUCAGGCCUUAGCACCUUGGCCCGUGGCCUGCUGGGGCAGUUCCAGCACGCAGAUAUCCAACUGGUGGCAGGGUCUACGGGGCCAUUCCUGCGGAGGCACCAAGGCCCAGAUGUGCCUGUGAUUCUAGGCAAGAAGCUGCUAAAGGACUCACCAAGGCUGCUGCCCCGCUGGUCUUCCUGCUGGCUAGUGAACCGCUCUCAUGUACAACAGCUGCUGGGCCGCCCCUACCUUGCCUAUGUCCUGUGA
Molecule: messenger RNA, 3975 nt
Organism: Myotis myotis
Lineage: Eukaryota; Metazoa; Chordata; Mammalia; Chiroptera; Vespertilionidae
Gene: ITIH6
Product: inter-alpha-trypsin inhibitor heavy chain family member 6
Exons: 13
Coding region: 1-3975 (1324 amino acids)
Biological process (GO): hyaluronan metabolic process
Molecular function (GO): serine-type endopeptidase inhibitor activity
Source: RefSeq, a predicted model, not a curated record